UUACUGUUUAACAGAAACCAUCAGAUGAAUGCUGUCCAGUCCAUAAAUAGUGUAUUUAUGUUUAGAGGACAUGUUAGGACAAGGGUGUACAGUACAUUUAACAGAGCAGGCUUUUCCACCUCUUACAAGUCAACACUAAGUCGGAUAGAUCAGAUAUGUGAAUCCUUUGAUAUCCCUGUUAAGAACUGGGCAAAGGCAGUUUCUGAACAACACAAUCAGGACACUAGCAGUACAGACUUAUCAUCAAGUGAUCACUGUUAUGCACAAACAGUUGAAAGAGACAACGAGCUAGUGACUCCAAGUACACCAUUUACAUGCAGUGAGGAAUCACCAGUUAUCUAUAUAGCCGAACCAAUUUCAACCUCUGCAGCUUCUGACAGCAACGUACAAAUGGAUACAUCUUUACAGAAAACUCCAGGAAAUUAUAUACUCCAGGACAACACUAGUCCAGUUGAUCACUGUUAUGCACAAACAGUUGAAAGAGACAACGAGCUAGUGACUCCAAGUACACCAUUUACAUGCAGUGAGGAAUCACCAGUUAUCUACAUAGCCGAACCAAUUUCAACCUCUGCAGCUUCUGACAGCGACGUACAAAUGGAUACAUCCUUACAGAAAACUCCAGGAAAUUAUAUACUCAAGGAUAACACUAGUCCAGAUAUGGAUUCACCAUUUACUACAACUGCAGAUGAAGCAAUUUCUGGAAACACCUCCUUUGAAAUAGUUAUGGACAACUUAAAUUGUCGACAGAAGACUAGACAUAAAACACUUGAAACCAGUAAUAAAACUCACAAUCUUGUCCAUUCAAUAGCAGUUCAACAUAGAAUUACGGACAACACCAAAGACGCUCUCCAUCCACAAGCAGACAUUUUGUCUAUUCACAAUGAAGCCUUUAUACCAAACCAUGAAGACUAUGAAGCUUUGCAUUCAAAUUUCAGAAUAUUGAUCAAAAGAGCAUUAGUUGAAUUUGUACCUACACUUAAAGAUAGCCAAGAUUUAGUUGAGUUCCACAUACAGCACCCAUAUUCAGAGUUGUCAGCCAAAAAGAGUAAUGUUAUUCCCUUAGGUAUACUAGAAAAAGAUGAAAACAUAACAGAGCAGAUGAUACAAGUGGUUGAGCAUCUUCAGCAAUAUGUACCAAGAACAAAAGAUGGUAAAAUGAUGCCUAUUUUACUUGGUGGUGACGCUCUUAGUGUUGAGAGGGGAGAAGCAGCCAGUCGUGCAAGGCUUGAUGCUAUCACAGCUGAAGAUGGGUUGGAUAGCUUUAUUUGGAAAAGUGAGGAUUGGCACGGGCAUGUUAUAUCUUUACAGGAAUCAUACAACCUUUUGUAUAAAGGAUCUUCAUCAGGUGAAAAGGGAACUCUGUUUCAGCUGAGGAAUCAGUUCGACAGACGUGGCGUUAAUUCAGAGGUGAAGAAUGCGGUCAAUGAUUGCCGUGAGAUUUUAAGGUUUGUAACCAAAGGUCACAUUCUGUUAGCAGCAAUGCAGAUUCUUGGGCUAACAUCAUUAGAUGACUUUGAGACGAAAGUUGGAAAAGACGAUAUAGAAAAGAAAUCUUUUCUGGAUAAGCUUGCCAAUGACAUUGUUACCCAGUUUGUUGCAACCAAAGAGUUAAAGUUUGAUCAGAUUGGAAAAGAUCAGCAGGAAAAUGACAACAGAGUAAAAUGUGGAUACCCUGGCUGUCCAAAAACAUUUGCCAUAGAUGGAAGGUGCCGACAAAAGCACAGAGAUACCUGCCAGUAUAAACAUUUUCAACAUCUGUCCGAAGGAAAUCCUGCUGGCAACACAAGUUCCAGUAAUUCAGAUACCACAAACACCAGCUCAAAAAAGGAGGAUUUUAAGUUCAAUUAUGCCUGUAAUGUUUUAAGAGAGGGCUUGAUGGACUGGAAUCGAGAUGAUGCUUCCAAGGAGAACGAUGGAGAUCGCCUUAUAAGAAUGUGGAGGUUUGACAUGCUAAAAUUUUCCAUGACAAAUCAUACAAAGUACUGUCAGCUAGCUUUCAAACUGCAGGCACAACUAAUGGCCCUACUUCCUCCAAGACUAGCUUUUGAGAUGAAGCACAAUAGAUCUGUUAGUAUUCAUGGUACUCAAGGUGGAAACGUUCCUGGUGACCAAGCCCUGGAGUUUAUGAAUAUACGUGCUAAAGAUGCAUUAGGCUCUUUGCACGGAAAUAUGACAUCAUCGUCAAUUCAACGUAUUGGUCGUAGUUUGCAGGGAUGCAACCACAUCUUAGAUUGCUAUUCUAAAGGACUAGACCAGUACUUUGGAAAACCAUCAAACUGGAAGCCAUCACUUAAGAAGGACAUUGAUAUGGUUGUUAACCAGUUGAAAGACGAAAAUUUGUUUGACAGAAAUCCUGGUCGCUACUUUCGCUCGUUUGACAACAUCGAAUUUGAAACUUUAGGCAAGUUGAAUGGAAACAAGUUGUAUAAGUGGUUGACUGGAAAGAAGGAGCAGUAUGCCAUCAUUCAGAGAACAAGGUCUUAUACUGUAUAAACUGAACCAGGACUUUUCCCUAGUGCAAUAGUUGUUUUAACUGUCUUUCUUGUAUUUUACUCGCACAGUGUAGCGCAAUAUUUCAUUUUUAAAUAAGUGACAUGGGUUUUUUGUCAGUGUUUGUUUUCCUGUACAAUAGUUACUGAUUUUGUAAAACAUUUGUUACAAGAAGAGAAGUUAGAGUAACGCAAUAUAGAUUUUUUAUUUUGAGCAAAUGAGUUAGUGCAAGUUAAUAUUGUGAUUCUUUGGGUUUUGUUAUAUGUUAACAUGAGUUAGUGCAUAUCAAUAUUGUGAUUACUUGAAUUUGUUUUGUGAUGAAAUGAUUUAGUGCAAUGCAUUAUUGUGAUUUUUAGGUUUUGUUAUAUAUUAACAUGAGUUAGUGCAAAUAAAUAUUGUGAUUACUUGAAUUUUUUUUGUGAUGAAAUGAGUUAGUGCAAUGCAUUAUUGUGAUUUUUUGGGUUUUGUUAUAUGUUAACAUGAGUUAGUGCAAAUAAAUAUUGUGAUUACUUGAAUUUUUUUUGUGAUAAAAUGAGUUAGUGCAAUGCAAUAUUGUGAUUCUGGAUUUUGUUUCAAGUGAUCAUGACUUGGUGCAAUGCAAUAUUGAUCAUUGUUUUUAUUAAAGUAAAAAGGAGUUAGUGCAAUUUGAUAUUGUGAUUAUUUGGGUUUUUUUUAAAAAGCCAGCAUGAUUUAGAGCAAUGCAAUAUUGAUCACUGUUUUUUAAUUAUAGUAAAAAUGAGUUAGUGCAAUGCAAUAUUGUGAUUCUUUGUUUUUUUAUGUCAACAUGAUAUAGUGAAAUGCAAUAUUGAUCUAUAGUAAGCAUGAGUUAGUGCAUAUCAAUACUAUAUUGUUAUUAUUUGAAUUUUUUAAGUGUUAAGAUGAGUAAGGGAAAUGCAAUAUUGGUUAAUAUUUUUGUUUAGUGUUUGAAGGUAAUAUGAGGUUUUGCAAUGUAAGAAAAGUUGUUAAUAAUUUUGUUUGCCGUCUAUCUUUUUAUGUGUAUAGUGCAAUGAUGGUUCAGUUUCUGUUAGAUACGAAUUUGAACUGUAGUGUUUU
Molecule: messenger RNA, 3543 nt
Organism: Mytilus californianus (California mussel)
Lineage: Eukaryota; Metazoa; Mollusca; Bivalvia; Mytilida; Mytilidae
Exons: 8
Coding region: 25-2493 (822 amino acids)
Source: RefSeq, a predicted model, not a curated record